Molecule: messenger RNA, 1882 nt
Organism: Daphnia magna
Lineage: Eukaryota; Metazoa; Arthropoda; Branchiopoda; Diplostraca; Daphniidae
Source: RefSeq, a predicted model, not a curated record
UAGCUUCUUUAAAGACCUUUUCCUCAUCCGCGCAACGCCCCUUUUUUGUCAGACUUUUUCUAGCUCUUACAUUGAGAUGUCGUCGCAAAAUUUCUCUCGCGGUUCGAGGAACCCACGUGCCGAACACGUUCGCGUCGACUGGUUAACAAACGGGCGAUUUCGUGAUGCAGAUAGUUGGAACAAUUCUCGCGUAUUUUUUGAUCCCAACGCUGAUCGUUUUGUUCCAAAUGGCACAGAGAGAUUUGAUCGCCCCGUCUUUCGUGAAAGAUCACCCUUGAGACGCCCACGUUACGAAGAUCCGUACGUCCAUUAUUUAGACGAGGGCGAAAUUGGAGGCCAACCGGCAGUUCAAGAUUCUUACGUUCGUGAUCAAGCCGUUUAUCCGUACGGCGCUUAUUUCGAGUGUGAACACGAUCCCCGGUCUUACCCGACCCAUAGUGAAUUCGAACCGGAGGAUGAGUACUAUAGUGAUCAAAGAGAAGACGAAUGGGCAGAGUACGAAGACGACGGUGUGGAGAUUGAUCGUGGUCGCCCUUGGCGGCCGCAGAAUAGCGUUCGUUUUGUCACAGAAGAUCCGCCGUUACCCGCCGAGAAAAGAGGGGCAGUUAGCGGGUUACCGACCGUUUCAGAUGGGGGUCAAGCAAAAGCAGGCGACGCAGGUCCGUCUGGCGCUGGUAGGAAUGCGGACUCUAGACAAGAAAUAGCAGGCCCUUCCUGUUCAAAUACGGUCCCAACACCCUCGGCAACUAGUGAACAGAAUUUGGGGCUAGGUAACGCUAGCGGGCCCCCCUCUUCGCUGAUUCCAAAAUCAAUCUGUGACGAAAUCACGCAGCUACUGUCAGUGGGCAUUUCGACUGAACAGUCUAAAAUGGCUUCAAAGGAGUUUCCGUUGACCUUUGAGGUCCCUGAUUUUUCUCUUAUGCCUCCCAAGCUAGACGCGUGGAUGAGCCGUCGCUCAAAAGAUAGAGGCGUACUGAAGAUCGUUAAUGCAAAAGAAGAAGCACUGGUCAGGACCCAGUUAAAAAUUAUGGACAUCGGUCCUCCAUUGAUUGACCUUUACUCUAAGCUGUCUGCGGUUGAGGAGGCCGAGACGUCCGGUUUGCGUCGCUCGGUGCAGGCGGCGCUAAAACAGUGGGGUCGGGCAUUUGUUCACGUUUCAAAAAAGCGUCGUGAGUCGAUCGUGAAUAUAACAGACCCAAGAAUCGAAUAUCUCCUGAGGGACGACAGCUGCUUUGCAGCCGGGAAGGAGGCCCGCGAGCUCCUGUUCACCGGCCGUUUUCUGGAGCGGAUGUUGACGGAAGCAAGUCAGGAUGAAACUCUGGCUAGGCGCGACAAAGCGGCAGCAGCCGCAGAUCGCAGAAACCCAGUUCGGUCGACGCGGCGUGACCAACAUUUACCACCACCGGCACGCCAGGCAUUUUAUGGCGAGCGCCAACAAAGUGUUCGUGGCAGUAGACCGAGAGGACGGAGGGGUUUUGGAGAUUCCAGAGGCGGUCGCGGACGCGGGAAUCCCAACCCAAGAAGACGGGGAGCGUGCAAUAAUCAAGAAUAGAAAAGUUCGCCAAUCCCACUACUGUACUGAAAGUUUAUACCCGUGUUUGGAGCCUUUUUCCGGAACGCCCGGUUUUUUUGCCAGAACAGCAUCUUCCACACUUUCUCAGUUGCUGCAGGGGCCAAGGAGUAACCAAUAUGUUGAAAUCCAACAUGCGCCUCUUCCUUAUUUCCCAUUUAACUUAUGAUUUAAUUGAGCUUCCUCACCGCUUAUUUGCAACCAUGUGUAAAUCGCCUUUGUUUGUUGUUUGUUAUCAAUGUGUUGGACGCUAAAAAGUCUGACAAAAAAGGGGCGUUGCGCGGAUGAGGAAAAGGUCUUUAAAGAAGCUAG